This is a messenger RNA of Ascoidea rubescens DSM 1968, 1419 nucleotides long. Its product is annotated as cation:proton antiporter. Gene Ontology annotation, molecular function: antiporter activity. The transcript is spliced from 3 exons. Gene Ontology annotation, cellular component: membrane. NCBI's taxonomy places the organism in Eukaryota, Fungi, Ascomycota, Saccharomycetes, Ascoideales, Ascoideaceae. The record is from RefSeq and is a predicted model, not a curated record. The annotation marks the transcript as partial. Gene Ontology annotation, biological process: proton transmembrane transport.
UACUUGGCUUAUCACGAACCAGGAAUUGUCACGAUCUUGAUUCUAUCUUCCUUUUUCAUCCUACUAAAUAUAUUAAAUCAUAUUGUCGAUGCAAAGAUCUUUUGUGGUUUAGUCAUCCAGAUAAUCAUAGGCAUGAUCUAUGGCACUCCUUUAACAAAAUGGCUAGGCUUAUCAACUGAAAAGAUCUUUGUAGACUUGGGCUAUCUAGGUCUAUUAUUAAUGGUCUACCAUGGAGGCCUAUUGACAAGUAUUAAAUUGUUGAGAAAAUAUUUAUCCAUCUCUUUAAUUGUUGCCCUAACUGGCAUCUCACUCCCUUUCGCUUUAAGUUUCACUUUAAUGGCCUUUGCCAAUGCUUCUCCAAUCGCCUCUUUUAGUGCUGGUGCUGCUUUAUCCUCAACUAGUCUUGGUGCAGUCUUCACCAUUCUAGAUAACUCAGACUUAAGUCUUUCAAAAUCCGGCGUCAUCUUAUCCACUGCUGCAAUGAUAAAUGACAGUGUCGGUUUAAUUAUGAUUCAAAUCAUUUCCCAUAUUGGUGAUGGAAAAUUCAAUUCAAUUUCAGUUAUUAGACCUGUUUUUGUUUCCUUAGGUUCUAUAAUUAUAACUAUUCUAACAUGUAGAUUUAUAAAAUUGAAAUUGGCCAUUUUCCUAAAUUUCUUAUUUAACCAAAAAUAUUAUUACUUAACAGUUCAUUUACUAUUAUUAAUUGCAAUGAUAACUGGCUUCAGUUAUGCUGGCACAAGCCCAAUAACUGCUGUUUACCUUUGUGGUGCUGCCAUCUCUUGGUGGGAUAACGAAUUGCCUCAUCAUAUCGAUAUCAAUUCUUUCAGGUCAAGGUCAAAUUCAAACUCAAACUUUUCAGAAAUUAAAAGACAAAUCACAAAUCAAACAAACGACGAAGACAGUGAUGAUGAGCUCGAAAUCGAUGAAACUGAAUUCUCAGGUGCUGCCAUUUAUCAUGCAUAUUUCCACCAAGCACUAAAUAGAAUACUAAAACCACUCUUCUUUGCUAGUAUCGGUUUCUCGAUUCCUCUCAGACAAUUAUUCACACCAAGUCUACUUUGGAGAGGUGUGGUAUACUUUCUACUAAUGACAUUGGCAAAACUAGCUUGCGGUUUUUGGGUCAUUAGAAGAGUCUCUGUCAUAUUUAGCUCAAAAUCAAAGAGACAUUUAAGAAGAAAUAAUAGCAAUCUCCCUGCCUUGCUAGUUGGUCUUGCAAUGAUCCCUCGUGGCGAAAUUGGUUUCCUAAUCUCUUCCUUAGCUGAAUCAAAGGGAAUCUUCAAUUCCCACGCUGAAAAUAACAGCAAUACUGGUGAGGACGGUUCAGGCUCAGAUCUUUACGUUAUUGUCAUCUGGGCAGUGGUUCUUUGCACCUUGAUAGCACCAAUUUUGACGGGUUUGGUCAUCAAGCAGCUCAACAAA